UUAAGAAGCCAAAUCCAGCCCUGGAUCUGGUUUGCAUUUCCCUCUCCUUUGCAUGUUCUUAAUUAUAAUAUCACAGAACUGGGGGCUCCCACUGAGCAUAAAUAUGUAGGAUCAGCUGGCUGGAUUUGGAGCAUCUAAAUAUGCAUUUCCACCCCUCAGGAACUGAGAGCAGGAUGAGAGCUAAGGCCAACAUGGAAUUUAGCCAGUGCUUUAAGCAUGUUAUUUCCAGUGCAGGAGCUGCACAGAACAGUACUGGGGAGCUGCUAAAGCUGAGCUGCAGUGGGGAAGGGGAUGAGGCUCAGCUCAUCUGACAGGCAAGAGGCACUGAGGCCUGGCCCAAAGCCUGCCCAGCCUCUCUUCUGAGUGCUGCCCUUAUGAUGGGCUCUGUGCUUUGAGGAAACCCCAGUGACCCAGCCAUGGACAGGUCAUGCUGGGAUGUUCACACCAAGCCCCUUCUCCUUCCCCUUCCCUGCUUCCCAAGCAGCUGCUUUCUGCACCCCUCUGCCAUUGCUGCUGGUGUUUUGGGGGAAAAGAGGCUCAGGGAGCAGGAUGAAAUGAGAGAUGGCCACAGACACAGAGCUGGAGAAGAGUAAGUUUGAUAAAAAAUAUUGGUCUGAGCUAGAAAACUCCGUGAGCCAAGUCCUUGGAAUCGCAUCACACCAAAGCAAACAGCUCCCCCACCCUGCCAGGACAAGCCAGAUAAUCUCCCAUUUUCCUGCAAGUUUCGACACCAGCCAUGCCAGCGGUGCCCUCAGGCUGCUGAUCCCGUCUGCUCCCACAGGCUGUGCCAUGAUCUCGGCUGUGCUGCUCCUCUGGACCGUGCCCUGCGUGGCAAACCACAUCCUGGGGGGCUUUGCCAAGCGGCAGCUGCAGGACGGUGCCCAGCUGGCCUGCAGCCUGCCCGGGCCCCCCGGGCCCCCCGGGCCCCCGGGCCUGCCCGGCACCCCCGGCACCGUGGGCAGGAUGGGCUUCCCGGGCAAGGACGGCAAGGACGGCCAGGACGGCGACAAGGGCGAGCACGGCGAUGAAGGUCCCCAGGGCAGAACAGGAAACCCUGGCAAGCCAGGCCCGAAGGGGAAAGCAGGAGCCAUUGGCAAGGCCGGGCCCCGCGGGCCCAAGGGUUUGAAGGGCAGUCCCGGGAAAAGCGGGGCCCCGGGGAAGAAGGGGCCCAAGGGGAGCCGGGGCGAGGCCGGGCUGCCGGGGCCCUGCAGCUGCGGGGCCGGCAGGGCCAGGUCUGCCUUCUCGGUGGCCGUGUCCACCAGCUACCCCCGCGAGAGGCUGCCCAUCAAGUUCGACAGGAUCCUGAUGAACGAGGGAGGGCACUACAAUGCUUCCAGCGGCAAGUUCAUCUGCAGCAUCCCGGGGAUUUACUACUUCACCUACGACAUCACCUUGGCCAACAAGCACCUGGCCAUCGGCCUGGUGCACAACGGGCAGUACCGCAUCAAGACUUUCGAUGCCAACACCGGCAACCACGACGUGGCCUCUGGAUCCACCAUCCUGGCGCUGAAGCAGGAGGAUGAGGUGUGGCUGCAAAUCUUUUACUCAGAGCAAAAUGGGCUCUUCUAUGAUCCCUACUGGACAGACAGCUUGUUUACUGGAUUCUUGAUUUAUCCUGACCAAGAUUAUCUCAAUGAAGUGUAGGAGGAGAAACUGUGGGGACAAAAUAGGAAAUGGCCUCAAUCCAACAAACUGAGGCCUUACGUGGGUCAUGCCUGGGAUUAUCAGAUGAUUCCACAUUUGCCUAUGGGAUUAUCAGCUGAUUGCACCCUGUAUGGACUAUUGAGACUUUUCCACAGGGUACCAGGCCUUCAUCAGCCUCAUCAAUGUCUCCAUCCCAAAGCCACCCAUUAUGUAUUCCAUGAUUAUUCAUUCCAAGAUGCCAUGGACAUGUAAUUCAAAUACUGGUGCAGAAUGCUUUGGUUAUUGCAUUGUUAUAAUAAAGCAUGGAAACCAGCAGUCAUUUCCUAAAGCUGAGCUGGGAAGUGCCACUGAUGCUGGAGAUUGUGUCACUGGGCUCCCUCCUCCACACCCCAGCACAGCCCUUGUUAAUGGAAUCGGGUUUUGCCAGCCAAAAAGAGUCAGGAAUUUGCCAGCUGGAGUUGUAAAAGUCCCUCCCAGGCCAUCAAGGCAUCUGGUCUGCACAGGAAGUGAUUAAAAGGUCUUGUUUUUAAGGCUCAGGGCUCCUCUCAGGGCACAAAGUGGUGCUCUGAGCACCUCUGGUGUCCCUCAGAGCAAAGAAUCAGUCACAGAAGGGUUUGGUUGGGAAGGAUCUUAAAUCUCAUCUGGUUCCACCCCUGUCAGAUACUUAGGAAUGGGGUCAGCAUUAACAUGAUGUUUGUAAAACCAAGAAAGAGACAAAGACAGAACUUUAU
Molecule: messenger RNA, 2375 nt
Organism: Zonotrichia albicollis (white-throated sparrow)
Lineage: Eukaryota; Metazoa; Chordata; Aves; Passeriformes; Passerellidae
Gene: C1QTNF2
Product: C1q and TNF related 2
Molecular function (GO): protein binding
Source: RefSeq, a predicted model, not a curated record